CCAUCCAAGAAACUUUUGAGAGCUAAGAAAUUCACACCUGCGGAGAAGGCAGAGGAGAGGAGAGCAGUGGAAAUCUAUGGGCCGGUUCUUGGGACGGAAGAGCCAGGCUGCUAGCUCUGGGGAUCAAAGGCAGGGGGAGGAGAUGACUAGGUGUGACAGACAGCUAUUCGUCUUCCGGACGGACAGACUAGCCAGCUUGCGAGAGUAACUUUUUGCCGGGGCUGCCGGCACUCCUAAUAAUCUUUAUUCGGGAAUCUUUAUUCAGAGGGUUUGAAUGUUUGAGGAGCUGGGUCAGAACCUAAACUGAAUGCUGCAGAAGGAUGGAUUGUGGUGUCUUCCCCCCCCCCUUCCUUGUUUUCUUCUUCAUAGGGCAUCAUUCCUCCCUCCGACCAUCUUGUGCCGCAUCACAUGACGCAGCCCACAGUCCCCGCGCCACAAACACUGAUGCCAGGCCACCCCUUCCCAGCGCAAAUGGAGAUGAUGCACCAGCUGAAGCAGCAGCUGGAAGAGCGGACGCGCAUCCUGCAAGCCGACAUCAAGACCCAGCAAGAGGAGCUGCAUGUAAUCAAGGAGCAGCUGCAACUCGUCCACGACUCCAAUCUGCAGAUGUUCAUGCAGCAGUCCAUGUCUGUGGUCUUCAGCACUGUGCCCUCCCAACAGAGCCCAAGGCAGCAACCAUCGGGAGCAACCAGGCCGGUUGCUUCCAAGAAGCCCCAACAGCAGCAAAGCCUCAUGGGAGCAAAGCAGUUUGGGGGUGCCUCCUCGGCCCCCCAGCCCCCCUUCCUCAGGGAGCCACGUGGUGCAUCAACCCAGGGACAACAGCGGAAACACGUUGCGAGAGGAAGCCAGAUGAAGGCGGGGUGCAUGCCCAUCCAGAUGAGCAUUUCUCUGCCCGCCUACAACAACCCCAUGGUUUUUACUCAAACGCACCCACUCCCGGUGCCCUCUCCGAUGCCACAAGAACUGGGCGAGAGGCCCCAGCCGCCCAAUUACAGCCAAGAAGGAAACUUAAGGAUGUUGUUGGAUCAACCUGUGCAGUCACUGAUGUCCAGCACAAGCGGGAACAAUCAGGCCUCCCAAAGCAACAUUAGUAGGCAGCAGAGCAAGUUUACACAAGAACCGCAGAGUCUGCCUUCCGCAAUCCAGAUGCAACCCGUGACGUGCGCGGCCAUCCGGGCCCCUACGCCGUCCCCUGGCUUCACCCCUUCUCUGAUGAUGCCCCAACCCAGCGCGACUGUCCUGCAGAGCCAUCCGGCCAGCUCCCUCCACCAGUGGACGCCCCAGCCGGUGCAACAGCCUCACCUUUACCUCCAGAUGCCGAGCGCAGCUGAACCAGGGCACAACCAGCACUCUUUCCAGCAACCGCCCUUACCUCAACAGACGGCCACGGUGGGCUACUUCCACCACCCGCAGCCCCCCAGCCACCACCUGCAAGGGCAGCCCUGCAGCUUACAAGACUUGCCCGAAACGCAGCUGCCUUGA
Thamnophis sirtalis is the source of this 1482-nucleotide messenger RNA. The record is from RefSeq and is a predicted model, not a curated record. Lineage: Eukaryota; Metazoa; Chordata; Lepidosauria; Squamata; Natricidae.